Otolemur garnettii (small-eared galago) is the source of this 1125-nucleotide messenger RNA. It is a transcript of the gene YIF1A, whose product is annotated as Yip1 interacting factor homolog A, membrane trafficking protein. The transcript is spliced from 8 exons. The record is from RefSeq and is a predicted model, not a curated record. Bases 188 to 1069 code for a protein of 293 amino acids. Gene Ontology annotation, biological process: endoplasmic reticulum to Golgi vesicle-mediated transport. Lineage: Eukaryota; Metazoa; Chordata; Mammalia; Primates; Galagidae. Gene Ontology annotation, cellular component: Golgi membrane; endoplasmic reticulum-Golgi intermediate compartment; COPII-coated ER to Golgi transport vesicle.
GAAGAGCCAAUGACAGACGGCGGAGGAUGACGCUAUGGACAUGGCCGCUGCAAGCUACCGGCAGGGGGACGUGUCGGGCUGCCGAGUAACUUCAGCCCGGGCCCAGAGAGCGAAACAGCUGCUUUAAUUAGUUUUUAUAUCCACCGGGCGGCGCAGCGGGCCCUCGGGGAGAGCAAGUCUCGCGGCCAUGGCUUAUCACUCAGGCUACGGAGCCCACGGCUCCAAGCACAGGGCUCGGGCAGCUCCAGACCCUCCUCCCCUCUUCGAUGACACAAGUGGUGGUUAUUCCAGCCAGCCCGGGGCAUACCCUGCUUCAGGAGGAGACGUUGCCUUCAAUGUCAACCACUUGCUUGGGGACCCAAUGGCCAAUGUGGCUAUGGCCUAUGGCAGCUCCAUCGCAUCCCAUGGGAAGGACAUGGUGCACAAGGAGCUACAUCGUUUUGUGUCUGUGAACAAACUCAAGUAUUUUUUUGCUGUGGACACAGCCUAUGUGGCCAAGAAGCUAGGGCUCCUGGUCUUUCCCUACACACACCAGAACUGGGAAGUACAGUACAGCCGUGAUGUGCCUCUGCCUCCUCGGCAAGACCUCAACGCCCCUGACCUGUAUAUCCCCACAAUGGCCUUCAUCACCUAUGUGUUGCUGGCUGGAAUGGCACUGGGCAUUCAGAAAAGGUUCUCCCCGGAGGUGUUGGGCCUGUGCGCUAGCACAGCACUGGUGUGGGUGGUGAUGGAGGUGCUGGCCCUGCUCCUGGGCCUCUACCUGGCCACCGUGCGCAGUGACCUGAGCACCUUCCACCUGCUGGCCUACAGCGGCUACAAAUAUGUGGGAAUGAUCCUUAGUGUACUCACGGGGCUGCUGCUUGGCAGUAGUGGCUACUAUGUGGUGCUGGCCUGGACUUCUUCUGCACUCAUGUACUUCAUUGUGCGCUCUUUGCGGACAGCAGCCUUGGGUCCUGACAGCAUGGGGGGCUCGGUGUCCCGGCAGCGUCUCCAGCUCUACUUGACUCUGGGAGCUGCAGCCUUUCAGCCUCUCAUUAUAUACUGGCUGACCUUCCACCUAGUCCGGUGACCCCUGGCCCCAGAAAGCACUGAUUUUUCCAUACAUUGAAGAUUUGAUUUCCUUGA